Molecule: messenger RNA, 342 nt
Organism: Cladocopium goreaui
Lineage: Eukaryota; Dinophyceae; Suessiales; Symbiodiniaceae
Source: the annotation of a GenBank genome assembly
AUGUGUCACCUAUCCAGCCAGGAGAUACCGGAACCCCAUCCGUGCUGGAACAAAGAUGAGGCCCUGCAGGAAUGUGAGGAUCGCAGCCUUGCCCAGAGAAAGACGAUCAUCAGAAAGGUUCAGAAGCGUCUGGAGCAGGUCUCUUCCCUGGAAUCAGGAAAGCCUGUGUGGUACUGGAGCUUCGAACGGGACAUGAAGGACAGAGGCUGGCCGCCUCUUUUUCGAGCGCAUGUGACACUUGCUGCGACUGACCGGUCGUUCUCUGGCACGUGGCAGCGUGGGCAGCGGGAGGCACAGAUUCAAGUCUGCGCUCUCGUAUCUCAGUUACUGGACAGUCUGUGA